Molecule: messenger RNA, 3522 nt
Organism: Xiphias gladius (swordfish)
Lineage: Eukaryota; Metazoa; Chordata; Actinopteri; Istiophoriformes; Xiphiidae
Gene: slc60a1a
Product: major facilitator superfamily domain containing 4Aa
Exons: 10
Coding region: 122-1615 (497 amino acids)
Source: RefSeq, a predicted model, not a curated record
UCCGUUGGCACUUGUUUUUCUCAGUGUCACAGAGCUCCGCACUGCCAGUGUCUGCGUGAGCACCUGAGCAGUUUUCUGGUCUCCGCGGCGCUCAGGGGCUAAACCUCCUCUGAAGACCAGCAUGAGGCUGCUGGACGAGCGGAUCUGGUCGCUGUUUAAGCGCCACUGGCAGCAGACUGUCACUUACUGGAGUGUGUUCUUCAGCUUCGGCCUAUGCAUCGCCUUCUUGGGGCCCACCAUCCUGGACCUGAGCUGUCAGACCCAGUCCACCCUGCAGAAGAUCACCUGGGUCUUCUUCUCCCAGCAGUUCUUCCUGCUGGUGGGCAGCAGCAUGGGGGGACUCUGCAAGAAAACACUCCUGUCCUCCCUGUCAGCCCUCUUCUCCUGCACUCUCAUCAUCUCACUCGUGUUUGCCAUCAUACCAUUAUGUCACCAUGUGGUGCUGUUGUCCGUCGCCAUGGCACUCGCUGGCCAAGCCAUGGGGGUGAUUGACACCGUCGCCAACCUGCAGCUGGUGAAACUGUACCAGAAGGAAUCGGCCAUAUUCCUGCAGGCUUUGCAUUUCUUCAUAGGCCUUGGAGCACUGGUCAGUCCCCUGGUGGCUGAUCCUUUCCUGGCAGAGGACAACUGUGGUCUGGGUGCCAACUGGACCGCCAACUCAUCGUCUUCCUCGGACCUAGAGCACCUCCGCAACAGCCUUGCCGGGCAUGGAACAGUGCUGCACAACAUCUCCCACUAUCCUCUCCACACUGAGGGUGUCAAUAUCACCAGGGUGUCCUAUGCUUUCUGGAUCAUGGCUCUUAUCAAUCUCCCUGUGCCAGUAGCAGUGUUCGCAUUGAUGUACCAUGAGAGACUGUUUCCUUGCUUCAGGAAAAGUCCACGUCUGCUGGACCGGGACUCUCUGUCCAGCUCCGCUGGGGACAGUGGCCGAGAACACGGGAGUGUGUUUGGUUGCUGCAACCCUGCCAAACUGCGAGGUCGCCCUGCUACUUUCUUCAUCCUCCAUGCUCUAGGUGGCGCCAUCGUCUUCAUCACUGAUGGGAUUAUAGGCUCCUACGCUGGUUUCAUCUACACCUACGCCAUCUCCCCUCCUCUGGUGAUGGGUCAUAAGACUGCCGGCUGUCUGGACAGUAUAUUCUGGGCCUCUAUCACAGCCGGAAGACUGUCUUUCAUCUACCUGUCCUACAGAUACACAGCUCCCAUGCUGCUCACCUUCAGUCUGGUGGGAGUCAUACUGGUGCAGUGCCUGUUGUUGAUCUUCUACACAAGCUGUGUGUUUCUCUUCAUCGGUACCUGCGUGUUGGGACUGUGCAUAAGCAGUGUGUUUCCCUCCAUGCUGGCCUUUACAGAGGACAUAUUAGACUACAAAGGUUGUGCCACAACUGUCCUCGUGACCAGUGCCAGCACAGGAGAGAUGAUACUGCAGCUGCUUGUAGGAUCGGUGAUCCACAGUCAGGGCAGCUAUGCUUUCCUGUUGUGCUGUACAAUAACCUCCUCCAUCGGCUUCUGCCUUUUCCUGCUGCUCCUGUAUGUGCAGCGCAUCCACAGGAACUGCCACACAGAUUCGUCUAAAAACACGGACAUGAAAGAGAAGGCACAGACGGGAGGCUCGUGAUCUGAGGCUCCCUGGGGGACCGGAGGGCACAGUGUGGACAGUUGAAGGCCACAUCGGGAGAACAAUCUUAUGGAAAACUACCAUUCCCUCAUUUUUCCCCAAUGCCAUGACAUGAGCUUCAUGCCGGCCUUCUCCAACUGAACAUUUUUGACCUAAAGAGAGGUCUGCAUUUCACGCCUCAUGAUCAAUAAGCAGUUCAUGGAUGUACAAUACUUGAAUUCAUUUUUGGCACAAUCAUUUCUUGUAGCACAUUAUAAUUCUGCUGUAGCUUGAUUUAAAAAGACACUUUAAUGAUUAAAAUGGCAGUAGACAGGAUCGCUUUCGGUUUUCCUUAGAGCAACUACCACCAAAACAGGACACAAAACGAUCAACACCCCUUUGGAAAUAAGAGAAAAGGAAGAUGGAUGUUCACUGAUGAGGUAAAGUGAAAUUUUCAUUAUUUUAUAUGGAGUAAUACCAUAGUUGCCUGAGUAUUGCUUCACGUAGAUAAGUAACUACAGCAUGAUCACACUUUGUCAAAGGCAGAGUAAAACAGCUGGUUGCAUUAAUAAGCAGGCAGGUUUUGUUACUUACUGAUCUAGUUAAAAUAAUGCCAACUGAAUGUCGGUUUUGAAUCCUCUCAAGUCCCGGAGCUCCCUCCAUUGAGUGAAUGCCCGUCUGAAGUUCCCUCUUGUUUCACCUUGUUUUUCUAUCAAUCUUUCUCUUCGUCUUCUAUGCCUCCUCCAACAAUGGGGCCACUUUUCUUUUGCCGGUUUCCACUGUUACUCCGGUUGUUCCAAUGUCCGCCAUUUACUUUACCUGGGGAAAGCUACCGGGAUAACAAAAGCGCUAUCCUCUUCUGUUUUAGUUGCGCAAUGGCCGACACACUCUCUUUGUGCCGGAAAUCAAAAAUUCAUUUUCCUGGGAGAUUUCAUAACCAGUGGCAGGCAAAACUGCAUAGUGACAGCAAGGCUUAUGGGAAACCAAUCUAAAUGCCGAUGGUAUCAUUACUGGAGCAAUCAGACAUUAAUAAUACAAAAUAUGACAGAAUAGAGAAGACUUGGUUAGUUAGAGAUCUUUUAUUAUUGGUCUCACCUAUCUCUUCCAUUAUAAACAGUUCUUCUACACCUCUCAGACAUCAAUACGCCACUUAUAACAAGUAGCUUGUAAACAUUUGGAAAAGCAUCAAACAAACAGAGAACCAGACAGAACAAAGCAAGAACUGUCAUAUCUUUUUAAAAACAAGAUUUUACAUUUCAAGGUAAGUUGAAGGAGAAACAUCAUCAGAAGAUACAAAUGAAGAACUUUGCUAACGACAAGUCCAAAAUGACUUGAUGGAGGAAAGUUUUAAAUGGGUUUUCAGGUCAUUUUCCAGCUAUUUUAUAGUCUUUAUUAAAGUUAAUGCAAAUUGCAAUAAAGGUGACCAAUUCUAUUGGGCUUAACUGUAUAUGCAGAUAAAUAAAUAUUGUGUGGUAGUGCCUAAUUACAAAUUAUUGUAAAUUAUUUGAUAUGUACUGUGGAAGAUUAGAUAUAAAUGUUUUGUGGUAUAAAAUAUGAAGUGCAUAAUUUUAUCCUCCCUUGGGGAAAAUAUACAUUUCUCAGUAAGCAAAUGUCAACGUGUCAAAGAGUAAGUCUGAGUCAUAGAAAAGCGACAGAAUCCAAUAUUACAGGAACCCCAAAAUUUUAAGUGCAAACGUCUCAUCACAACAUCUGCAUGUACAAUAUCAACACUAUAUCAAAACACUUUACAUAUAAAACAUAGGUUUACAUUUCUCCCCGUAAGGCUUUGAUUCCCAAAAAAGCCAUCGCCACCAUGGGGCAGCAGCCUCCCAACUCCACAAGAGGAAAACCACAAAGAAACACAUGCACAAAGAGAACAUUAAAUCAGAGAACCCAAAAUAGCAGACAUCUAACUAUCUGGCCGUUAC